AUGCCCGAGGACCCGGAUCUCUCCAGGAGACGGAUCGAGCACCAACAGCUCAGGAAGCAGCUAAACGAGGUUUUCGGACCGUUCGAACAGUUUUGCGAAUACGUUGCCGGUACAGCAAGUGCUGGAUCAAGCGGUAUUAUGCGUCAUGGCGUCGUACAGAGCAUGCAAAAUCUUGUGACCUCGCCUAUUCGACCUAUUCAAGGGUUGUCAUUCUCGUUUAAUCAGGAACUACUGGAUAAAGGUAUCAGUCCAGAUUCUGGUGUCCAUUCUGCAGAAAACGAUCCAGGUGACGACAGCGAUAUCCAUUCUGCGCAAACGAUUAUUAACAUAAUAACAAAAUUGUCUCCACCUCUGUCACCUAUCAAGAAACGCCCGUCUGACAAAAAAGUCGAGAGAGAGCGGAAAGAAAUAGAGAUAAAAGAGCGACAACGAAAGGAGCAUUAUGAACAUGAAAUGAGGGAAGAAGAAGGACGAGAACGUCUGGAAAAGGAGCAAGCAGAACGCGAUGAAAGGUUGAGAAGUGAACGAAUGGAGUACGAAGAGAAAGAAAGAGAUCGUGAGGAGAAACUUCGUAGGGACAGAGAACGCGAGGAAAAGGACCACCGAGACAGAGACCAGGAGGACAAAAAGCACAAGGACAAAGAUAGAAAAGAAAAGGAGCGUUUAUACACAAUCAAACGAGAACGGGAAGUUGAACAAAAGCCCAGAGAACAGAAAGAAUACGAGCAACAAUUACGAAGAGAAAAAGAGCGAGAGGUGAGGAAGCAACGAGUAGUUGAACCGUCCUGCGGAGAAAAGAAAUCGAGAGAAUCGGAGCGAGGGGAUGGACACGAAAGAGAUCAGAAGGUCAAGAAUGGGAAUGGGGAACGUAUGAAACUGAAAGAAAGCGGUGGUAGUCUUGGUGAUAGAGUAUCACGUCUGGAUGGCGAAAUUAUCCUUAAAGGUUUGGAUCGAUCAAGAUUGAGCCAGCUGAUUGAAAUCGGAAGGAAGAUGGGUCGUACCAAGGAGGAGCGCAAAGAGGAUGGAAAAGAGAAGACGGAAGGCGUUGUUGAAAGACGUAAAGAGAAGAAGGAGCGGGAGAAAUGGUCUAGUAGUAAAUGCGAUGCGGAGGAUUUAGAUGUUCAUCGUAGGGAGAAGGAAUCAAGUGCGAGAAGUAGUCCGUGCAUGCCUCAUGCGUCCAGCUCACAAUCGCACGAUGGAAAUGAUCAAACUCAUUUUCGUUCUUCAUCUACUAUGGGAAGUCAUCCUUCACGAAUCAGCUUCGAAUGUGCUGCAGCGGAAUCUGCCCCAACGAAGCCUGCGCGGCCCGUGAAACCUAAAGAGGACAGCACAGAAAUGUUGUACGACUUCUACCAGUCGGUUGCGAAGUCUCAAAAACGUAAAGGAGACGUUGAAACUGACAAGGUGAACAAAGUUUUGUUUUACCUUGAUACGGCAGUUUAUUUUAUCUUAUCGGCGAAGCACGUCUCGUCAGACUCACCAGAGAUUCGGGGAAACCGCCAGUACUCGAUCAUCCGGGACACCAACGACCUUCUCAAAAGGGUAACCCAUGCAUUUUCGCCUCCAUCAGAAGGAUGUUCGCCAUGGCACUUACACAUGUUAUCUCGUGUAAGGAAUCUCAGUUUGCGCUGUCAAUCCACUCUGUUGUAUCAUCUCUACAAUCUUAGAUCUCAGAAUGCGAUAAAGUCAUACAACAUGCUUGCUCAAAUGGACGCCCAAAUCCAAGAAGAACAACAGCAGCAGAAUGGGUCAGCUGUUAAUAACACAUCUCCUGGUAGCAGUGUUCAUUCGAAUUCGAACCUAUCUACCACCGUUGUUACUAUGCCCAGCAAGGUGUAUGAUUUACAAAGGCAACAACUGAAAACCUUACAUCAUUUAAUGUGGUCCCAUCGUGUAUGGCAGGAUGCUGCUAAACGUGCUGACGUUAGCAACACAGACCUUGCUUUUAUUGCAGGAUUGGAAAAAGUGUGCGGUCAACUAUUCCUUGAUGCUCCUUUGGAGAAAAUGUGUGCAUACAUGCUGACCGGUAUCGCCUGGCUUCGUGCUGAAUACGAACGGGAAAAAGCUCGCCCACCUCCUCCGGUAGCGAAACGUGCUGCAGCUGUAUAG
Molecule: messenger RNA, 2109 nt
Organism: Angiostrongylus costaricensis
Lineage: Eukaryota; Metazoa; Nematoda; Chromadorea; Rhabditida; Metastrongylidae
Source: the annotation of a GenBank genome assembly